GCAUCAAAAUGUCUGGCCGCGGCAAAGGAGGAAAAGUCAAGGGAAAGGCAAAGUCCCGAUCAUCUCGUGCCGGACUUCAGUUCCCAGUUGGUCGUAUCCAUCGUCUGCUCCGCAAGGGAAACUACGCAGAACGUGUCGGAGCUGGAGCUCCCGUCUAUCUGGCCGCUGUCAUGGAAUAUCUGGCAGCUGAAGUGCUGGAAUUGGCAGGAAACGCCGCUCGUGACAACAAGAAGACCCGUAUCAUCCCGCGUCAUCUUCAGCUGGCCAUCCGCAAUGACGAGGAGUUGAACAAACUGCUCUCGGGCGUCACCAUCGCUCAGGGAGGUGUUUUGCCCAACAUCCAAGCCGUUCUGCUGCCCAAGAAGACCGAAAAGAAGGCUUAA
Messenger RNA from Uranotaenia lowii, 383 nucleotides. Its product is annotated as histone H2A. Gene Ontology annotation, cellular component: nucleosome. Gene Ontology annotation, molecular function: DNA binding; protein heterodimerization activity; structural constituent of chromatin. The transcript has a single exon. NCBI's taxonomy places the organism in Eukaryota, Metazoa, Arthropoda, Insecta, Diptera, Culicidae. The coding region runs from base 9 to 383 and encodes 124 amino acids. The record is from RefSeq and is a predicted model, not a curated record.